Messenger RNA from Prunus armeniaca (apricot), 207 nucleotides. Lineage: Eukaryota; Viridiplantae; Streptophyta; Magnoliopsida; Rosales; Rosaceae. The record is from the annotation of a GenBank genome assembly.
AUGAGAAAUACGACGAGUACGACCUGGAGAAGCAGCGCGACCUCAACCCUAACCGCGACAAUGCCUUCGCUCGUCUCUACGGUGGCGUCAAGGACAAAAUCUAAGCUAGGUUUAAAAUGUAGCAACGGAGAGACAGGGGAAACUGAAAGAUUUGAGUGCCUGGUGUUUGAUUGUGUGCUGAAAUGUGCAGAAAGCCGAGAUGGGUGA